GGAACAGAGCACUUAUUCACAGUGGAACUGUUUCGACAAAACCGAAAAGUUCACUGUGAGAGAAGAAGAGCGAAACAUGGCCGGAGCGACGGUGAACUCCAUCCCGGCGACCGCCGUUAACGCCGGAGUUGGCAGAGGAGCCAAUAUGACAGGCGCGUCAUACGUAAAUUCGUUCCGAAUCUCCGCCGUAGCUGACCGAUUAGCUAAGCAUGUGUGUAAUCAGCCCAAAAUUGACCCUCAGGAGUUCGUUCACCUCUGCCUAUCACUUGCAAGAGGCAUUGAUUUUGCCAUUGCAAACCGGGAGGUCCCAAAUAGAGCUCAAGAUUUACCUUUACUGGUGAAACAGGUAUGCAGAAUCCCCUGUGAUACGUUACUGCUAGCACAUGUUAUGGUCCUUAUGAUUUCUGUCAAGAAUGCUUGUCAUAGUGGGUGGUUUACGGAGAAAGAUGCCAAGGAACUUUGUGAUCUUGCAAACGAGAUUUCCAGCAGCUUCUGCACCACAUUAGAUUUUAACACUGAACCAAGCAGUUCUUCAACAAUUAUCUCGACGAUAAUGUCAAGAUUUUAUCCACGGCUGAAAAUGGGUCAGAUAGUUUCUUUCUUGGAGGCCAAGCCUGGAUUUGGUGCCUAUGUGAAUGAUUUCCAGAUAACAAAGAAUAUGAACCUUUCUGAAGGAGAGAAAGUGAGACUAUUUGUUGCACAAAUAGAUAAUCUGGAGACCUCACUAUGUCUUGUAACGCCUCCUCAAGUGAACUUUCUUCUAAAUGGGACUCCCGUCGGAAGGAGGACUAAUGUGUCAAUGGACCCUGGACCUCAGCUUCCAUCUCCUGUACCUCAUAUGCUUAAAUUUGGAACAAAUCUUCUUCAAGCCGUGGGCCAAUUUAAUGGAAAUUAUAUCAUAGCUGUUGCCUUCAUGAGUGAGAUUUCUACCCCUGUUCAGGCCACACUCCCUGAUUACGAGCAGGCUCCUGUUUCUUCUGUUGAUCCAGAUUCUGAGAUUAUUGAGGGGCCAUCAAGAAUUUCUCUGAAUUGCCCUAUAAGUUUUAAGCGUAUUAAAACUCCAGUAAAAGGACAUUCUUGCAAACAUCUUCAGUGUUUUGAUUUUGACAACUAUAUUGACAUAAAUUCAAGGAGACCAUCGUGGCGUUGUCCUCAUUGUAAUCAACAUGUGUGUUUCACUGAUAUUCAUAUUGAUCAAGAUAUGUUCAAGGUUUUGAAAGAGGUGAGUGAGGAUGUCACAGAUGUCAUGAUCUCGUCUGAUGGUUCAUGGAAGGCAAUCAUGGAAAGUGAUGACUAUUCUGAAAAGCCCAGGGAUAAAACCCCUGAAAUUGCUCAAGAUAGUCCACGUAGAGGUUCUGAUGGUCCUUCAAAUGCCCCCGGUGAUGUUUUAGAUCUUACUGACAUAGAUGAUGACAUGAAUCCUGCUGAAACUGAAGACAGCAAAAAUUUUCCUACGAACAUUCAAAUGCAAUCUAAUGUUCAGAAAACAACAGCUGUGAAUAAUCCAAGUGAAAUCAAUCAGACAGGUGCUCCUGAUAUGACGGAUGAUUUCUGGUCAAGAAUCUAUUUGUCCUCGUGUGGAAUAGGGACAUCUAAUUCUUGGUCCAGUAUGCAAACUGGCAGUGCUUCUGAGCCUGCUAGAACCGACUUGGUCCAGUUGCCUGUCUUCACAGAUGCAAUAUCUCCCGCUUUCAACACUGAGGGAAAUGCUUUUAUUCCAACCUCUGUACUUGAGAGUGGACUAUCUUCUUCCAAUUUGCUGCAGAUGCAGUUACAACAGUUCCAAUUUGGGAACUCUGCACUCAGCAAUGAAUAUGGAAGGUUUCCAACUGGAGCCAGGCCUGCAAACAGAACUCCUGUUGCAGUUCAGGCCCUUCCAGCCCAGAUGAACACUCUUCCUCAGCAGAGACAACAAAGCACAAUGAAUCCCUUGUUCCAUGCUGGUCCUUCAGCAGCUACUCAGGAUUUGCCUAUUGCGUCAUUGGAUGGUUCCAAUCUAAGAAGUGAAUUGGAGAGACAUUCCUUUUCUGACUUGGACCUGGUUCAGGCACGCACGACCUCAUCAGCAUUACCACAGAAGCGUUCUCUUCCUCAUGUUCAACCAUCUCAACAUUCUGUUGGCCGUCAAACUCCUAGCAUGAGAACACCCUAUUCGAUGAGCCAGUCUCAAGGUCCGACCCAAUCAGCUACUUGGGAUAGAUGGGAAGCCCUGAAGCAAGGAAGUUCACAAGUUGGUGUUAAUCGGGCACUUGCUGGUGGACAACACACCCGAGUUGUCACUACUCAGCAAACCACACAGGUGGUGAGACCUGUUUACUCUCCUAGAACUGUGCCUCCACUCCCAGGUAGUGCUGACAGGUUCAGGACACCAUUGGCCCCGGACCAGAGGGUUAGUACAGGAGGCAUGACACCAGUCACAAGGACAGAUAGUUCCGUGGAUCCCCAGCUAGAUCCAAACUGGCGGCCUACAGGCCGUAUGCGUGGAAGCCUUUCAGGACGAGCUUAUUCUGAAGCACUGCAACAGUUCAUACUUAAGCCAACACAGCAAGCUCAAGCUCAAGCUGCCAGACCAUCUAUUCCACCUAAUCUUUCACCCCAACUGCAAGUCCUUUUGGCUAAUAGAGGUGCUCAUAAUACGCAGCCAGUGAACUUUCCAUCUACAGCUCCUGCCAAUGCAUCUGAUAUUUCAGGCAUUUUACCCGAGCGCUCCUCAGGAAUGCAGUAGAACUAGGACAUGUUUGUUGGUGACUGUAUUUAUCGUCACAAAUUUUGCUUCCAUGGUCACUUUACAGUACAGAUACCUUGACCCAGUGUUAUAUUACACGUAGAUAGGGGAAAAUGCCGUUCUUUCUUUUGUAAAUUCCAAUCCGAAGUGAAGCUCAACUCCCAUCUCACAAGCAACAGUUUGACACUACUCUAGUGUGACAAAAAGUAGUCUCUGAGUUUGUUAUUAUAGUAGGUAAUAUUUAAUGACCAUGUGUGGAAUUUUUCUAUUGUAAUUCAACAUGUUUGACAUAUAAUAUAUCAUGAAAACUCAGGUUUCUACUAAAA
Messenger RNA from Solanum tuberosum (potato), 3051 nucleotides. RefSeq lists its product as uncharacterized. Gene Ontology annotation, molecular function: zinc ion binding; SUMO ligase activity. The record is from RefSeq and is a predicted model, not a curated record. The transcript is spliced from 16 exons. Gene Ontology annotation, cellular component: chromatin. Lineage: Eukaryota; Viridiplantae; Streptophyta; Magnoliopsida; Solanales; Solanaceae. Gene Ontology annotation, biological process: protein sumoylation. Bases 77 to 2725 code for a protein of 882 amino acids.